AUGCAUUACUCAUAUGCUUAUGGUGAUGCUGGUAUAAACAAACUGAAGACCUUCCAGUGGAACAAGAUGUGGAGAUGCACAAAUACUUACUAUUCCGUGACAGUUGACUACAGUAUUCAGUACAGUAAUGUGCUGUACAGGUUCUCUGCUGCAAACCCUGAGACUCCAAACUCAACUAUCUCAAGAGAGGCCAGCACCCAGUCCUCAUCGGCUACAACCAGCCAAGGCUAUGUUUUACCAGAAGGCAAAAUCAUGCCAAACACCAUUUUUGUUGGUGGAAUUGAUGUUAGGAUGGAUGAAACCGAAAUUAGAAGUUUCUUUGCUAGAUAUGGUUCAGUAAAAGAAGUGAAGAUAAUCACGGAUCGAACUGGUGUGUCCAAAGGCUAUGGAUUUGUUUCAUUUUAUAAUGAUGUGGAUGUGCAGAAGAUUGUAGAAUCACAAAUAAAUUUCCAUGGUAAAAAGCUGAAACUUGGCCCUGCAAUCAGGAAACAAAAUUUAUGUGCUUAUCAUGUGCAGCCACGUCCUUUGGUUUUUAAUCCUCCACCACCACCACAGUUUCAGAGUGUCUGGAGUAAUCCAAACACUGAAACUUACAUGCAGCCUCCAACCAUGAUGAAUCCUAUUACUCAAUAUGUUCAGGCAUAUCCUCCUUAUCCAAGUUCACCAGUCCAGGUCAUCACUGGAUAUCAGCUGCCUGUAUAUAAUUAUCAGAUGCCGCCACAGUGGCCUGUUGGGGAACAAAGGAGUUAUGUUAUACCUCCGGCUUAUACAGCAGUUAACUACCACUGUAAUGAAGUUGAUGCAGGAGCUGAAGUUUUGACAAGUGAAUGCUCAGUUCAUGAAGCUACUCCAUCUUCUGGAAAUGGCCCACAAAAGAAGUCUGUGGACCGAAGCAUACAGACGGUGGUAUCUUGUCUAUUUAAUCCAGAGAACAGACUGAGAAACUCUGUUGUUACUCAAGAUGACUAUUUCAAGGAUAGAAGAGUGCAUCAUUUUAGAAGAAGUCGGGCAGUGCUUAAAUCGGUUUGA
Molecule: messenger RNA, 1029 nt
Organism: Equus quagga
Lineage: Eukaryota; Metazoa; Chordata; Mammalia; Perissodactyla; Equidae
Gene: DAZL
Product: deleted in azoospermia like
Exons: 12
Coding region: 1-1029 (342 amino acids)
Molecular function (GO): mRNA 3'-UTR binding; protein binding
Source: RefSeq, a predicted model, not a curated record